GCGCGCCGCUUUCAGUAGCGGCCCGUGUGCGUUGGGUCGCGGCAGCAACAGCGGCAGCUCCCCCGGUGUGGUGGCCUACGUGUGCUCGCUCUCUUCGCAACUGCAAGGUCGUUGGCACUCUGUCCGUUGGGGGCUUCUCCCGCUCAGCUGGACUAUGUCGGCCUUGCACGCUGCGCCGCAGCAGUGGAUACCUCUUCGGCGGGCUGCUCCGUGAUCUUUUCGCGUCCAAGACGCGAGUUGACUGCGUGCGCGUCGUCGGCUUUGUUCCGUGUGUGUGCGUGCGUGUGUGCCUAUGCUGGAGCAUGUGGUGACAGUUGGGCGAUCUGUCGUCUUCGCCGCUGGCAGCUGGGGAACGCGUUGAGCUCGAAGCGAAGCGUCCCUCCGAGUCGGAAGGAAUGCGUAUCCAGGCGAGCUGGAAGGACCGCUACGCUCGUGGGAAAGAUCCAGUCAACCUCGCUGGACAUGGGAAAGUGGACAUGUCAAACUUCGACCUCCUCCGUGUGCUCGGAACGGGUGCGUACGGGAAGGUGUUCCUGGUGCGCAAGGUGGGAGGCCAGGACGAGGGGAAGCUGUACGCCAUGAAGGUGCUCAAGAAGGCCUCCAUCGUGCAGAAGCAGAAGACCCUGGAGCACACGCGCACCGAGCGCCAGGUCCUGGAGGCCAUCCGCCAGUCGCCCUUCCUCGUCACCCUCCACUAUGCCUUCCAGACCGACGCCAAGCUACACCUCAUCCUAGAUUACGUCAGUGGGGGAGAGCUCUUCACCCACCUCUACCAAAGAGACCACUUCACGGAACCCGAAGUCAAGAUUUACAUCGGGGAAAUCAUUCUGGCUCUUGAGCAUUUACACAAGCUGGGCAUAAUUUACCGGGACAUCAAGCUGGAGAACAUCCUGCUGGACUCCCAAGGGCACAUCGUCCUGACAGACUUCGGACUAAGCAAGGAGUUUCUCCCUCACGAGAAGGACCAGCGGACAUACUCGUUUUGCGGCACAAUCGAGUACAUGGCUCCGGAGGUGGUCCGGGGUGGCAGCACGGGCCACGACUUCAGCGUCGACUGGUGGAGCGUCGGAGUGCUCACGUACGAGCUCCUCACCGGAGCAUCGCCCUUCACCGUGGAAGGGGAGCGCAACAACCAGGCCGAGAUCUCAAAGAGGAUCUUGAAGAGCCAGCCCCCGAUCCCAGAGAACAUGUCAGCCGAUGUGAAGGACUUUAUUCAAAAACUCCUCGUCAAGGACCCCCGGAAGCGCCUUGGCGGUGGAAUCGACGAUGCACUUGAGCUCAAGAAACACAAGUUCUUUAAGGGCCUCGACUGGGACGACCUGGCGGAGAAGAAGAUCGGGGCCCCCUUCGUCCCCAAGAUUGCAGGGGAGCUGGACGUGAGCAACUUUGCCGAGGAGUUCACCUCCAUGGUGCCCGCCGACUCGCCCGCCCUUGCCCCCGCAAGCGACGACAAGAUCUUUAAGGGCUACUCCUACGUGGCACCCUCUGUGGUGUUCAGCGACAACAUUCUGACGGACGAACUCCUGGGCAACACGAACGACACCCGACCCAACAUUUCGCAGCUGCUUGCUGCCAAGUUUAAGAACUCCCCCUUCUUCCAGAACUACGACCUAAUCGCCAAGGAAGGCAUCUUGGGAGACGGGAGUUUUUCUAUCUGCAGGAAGUGCAUCCACAAGAAGACGGGUGUUGCGUACGCAGUGAAGAUUGUUACCCGGCGCAUGGACACGACGCAGGAGGUGCAACUGCUCAGGCUCUGCCAGGGUCACCCUAACGUCGUCCAGUUUGUGGAAGCCUUCCAAGAUGAGGCGCACACGUACCUGGUGCUGGAGCUGCUGACGGGAGGAGAGCUCCUGGAGCGCAUCCGGCGGCGGGCCCGCUUCACGGAGAGCGAGGCCUGCCGCAUCUUCCGCAGGCUGGUCUCGGCCGUUCAUUACAUGCACUCGAGGGGCGUCGUGCACAGAGACCUCAAGCCAGAGAACCUGUUGUUUACGGACAGCUCCGAGGUUGCCACCAUCAAGGUGGUCGACUUUGGCUUUGCCCGCUUCAAGCCGUCGGACAACCAGCUCAUGAAGACCCCCUGCUUCACGCUCAACUACGCCGCCCCGGAAGUCCUGAGGCAGGCGAGCGCGGGAAACAGCUCCGCCGGCUACACGGAAUCUUGUGACCUCUGGAGCCUCGGGGUUAUCUUGUACACGAUGCUCUCCGGCCGAGCGCCGUUCCAGUCGCCGAGCCGCCACGCCAGCGCGGCAGCCCUGAUGCAGCGCAUCCGCGAGGGCGAGUUCUGCUUCGACGGACCGCAGUGGGACCCCGUGUCAGAGCAGGCCAAGAGCGUCAUCCGCGGCCUCCUCACCGUUGAGUCCCAGGCGCGCCUCACCAUGGCUGAGCUGCGCGCGCACCCCUGGGUCCACACCAAGAGCAGCCACUGGUCCGCAUCCCUCAUGACCCCGGACGUCCUCAGCUCCUCUUCGUCGCCGCGUGCUGCCGAGUCGGCGCUACGCGCAACCUUCGACGCCUUCCACCUCGCAACGCGAGGCGGAUUUCGUCUGCUGGACGUCUCAGCGGCGCCCCUCGCGCAACGGCGGAGGUUGAAGCGGAACUCUGCGGACGUGAGGAGCGACUCGUCGGUCUCCACGAGCAGCGGGAGCUCGUUCACGUCAUCGACGUCGAGUUCUUCGUCGUCAGUGUCGGAGGUCGCACCGUCGGUGCGGUCGCUGGGGUUCGUGCCCGGAAGAGACGACGCAAGCAACGUGGGCGUUGACAGCGUGUUUACGUACCCGGAGACCAAAGUGGCUGCAUACCUCUCGACACUGCCGGACGUCGUGGAGUGCUCCGUCGCGGAAGAAGCUACGUCGCCUGGUGUCGGCGACGACAUCGAGGCGAUGACAGUGGAACUCGCGACGACGGACCUGGCCGCCGACGUCGUGGAAGAAAAGCCUCAGACAAAAGGAUGCGGCGACGUAGCGGCGUCACCUGCAGUAGGCGCGUCCGAGCAGAUGCCUGGUUGCCUUGAAGCGGGAGUGUCCGAACCGCAUGUCCAAGACGAAAACGAGAUUGAUGACAAAGCUUCUAAAGCCGCGGAGUCUUCGGCAAUCGACGAAGUUGCGGCGGAUGCGCAACGAGAUGCGAGACGACCCCAGACGACACGGUCAUUGAGGAAACGGCGCUCUCCGCAGGAGUCCUCCACUACAACGACGCAGGGGUCCUCGGAUAGCGGGCGCUCGGAGAGUCUCGGCGAGGGUCCGAACAACAAGAAAGUCCCCCGGAAAAGGAGUCCGCCCAAGCAACAUUCGCGGCGUGGCCGGAAGCAACGGUGAUACGCGUUUUGACGACGUCGCGGGAAUGGCGCCGUGACAGUACUGCCGUCUGUGCGACGUCCCCCAAUUGUUACCUGGACCGACAUUGUUUUCAGGGUGGUUCAAGAACUGCCUACAUCUGUCACCCCGACGGACAAAGCGGCGGCGUGAGCCGUUUAAAAAACUGUGCCCAGAUUUAGUCUAUUUAUAAUUAACACUGAAGUGUCUUAGCUGCGAGUGUUGCACGAGCAAAGCAGGUUCUUUAAGUUAUUUAGGUAGACCACGAGUCACUUCCUUUUCUCAUUCUUGUGCGGGGUUGUGCAUAAUGCAGCUAUCAGAGUUUUGGUGUGGACGUAACGCGUGAAUUGGAGCUGAAGGAGGUAUACCGGAAAACCUCCAGCAGGGUUUUGAUGGAAGCCCCUUGGGGAAACUCGGCUGUCCGAGGCCUAAAAUGCUCACGUACAAAAAUCGCAUAAUCAUGCAUCAAGUGGCUUUAUAAGUCUUGUUUCUGGUGAGCUGGCAAUCCAAUAGAGGUCCAAGACUAGUAUACUUAGAGGCUAUCUGUACUUGCCGGGCAGACCCCUGAAGUGCACAUUUUUUCUGCUAUUUGAGAGAUUGGAAUUCUGCCAGGUGUUAUUUGGAUUUGAAAUCUGUCUCCAAUAUCCUUCCUAAUAGACACCUGUUGUACUUUCUAAUCAGAGAGCUUGAUAUUCAUUUAAAGAUGCCACUUUUCUGUUUUUUAGUUGAAGUUGCCAUUUAUUUUGUUUUGCCUCAAGACCUCUGCAGAUCUCAUUUGUUUUCUACGAUGCUGGUCUAGGGUGGCGGGUUUUCAUCGAGAGGUAUUCUUUCCCAGGGUACUUAAUUAACAAGUCCUACUCCAUACUUCACACAAGCUGUCUUCAUGAUCAAAAAUGUGAUUGCCAUCACAUUGACAGUUUAUUGAACAGCCUUUUCAGCUGUUUAUGGUUCAGCUGCUUAUGCUUUAGCUGCUGUGCAAAAACUUGCUAUGAAGCGUCAUGCUCACGUGUGAACAACCGCGGGUCUCAGCAAAUCUUGCCAAUCGAUGGUGCUUUGCAUUGUGAUAUCAAACUUUUUGCUUUCGUUUUAUUAGUGCAAACUAUGUGCACUCGGCGACAUUAUUGUCCGAGGUUGUUGUUUAAAGAAUGUGGCCCUAGAGCAAGUAACAACAAUUUCUAAGUGACACACUCUGGAUGUUGUGAGGUUUCCCAGAUUGUAUGCCAAGCCUUGCGUAGAAACGAUUUCCAAAUUCCGCCAGACGUCACGAUAAACAGGCAUUCUGUGUAAUUGUAUUGUAAGUUCACAAAAAAACAGCAAGUGCAUAUCUUUUUUUUUCUAUUAAUAUAUACAAAGUAUUCAGAGGAGAUGUUGUGGCAUAUUUUUAGAAGAAUGCUACAUGUAACAUGCCCAGCACACUUUUUCCAAAGCUACGAUUGACUUCUCAGGAUUCCAAAUCAUUCGGUAUUCGUAGCAAUGCCCAUUCUUACCUACCACUACCUGCGUGCCAAUUUAACGACGUGUCUUUUAGCAUUUAUAGGUUUUGCAACCAUGUUUCUAGCAUUUUCAGCUAAGCGAAUCACAGAAAGUGCCGACACAAUGUUAAGGCUACGACGUUUACCCUGACAAAUUCCUUUGGUGGUGUGGAGCUACGAAGAGACAAAUCAGUGAGAAUAGGGGUGAAAAGCACACGCCGGAACUAGGGUGUGCGUUUCCUAGUAGAGCCCCCGGGGUAUUUUUGUACGCUCUGACUUGGCUUGUCAAUGGUCUGUCUUUGGGAAGUGUGCAUUGUCAACUUUCGAAGCUGGUGUAGUCUUGCCUUACAAUGAACUAACUUUUAUCCAAUAAGGACGACUAGUCACAGUCCACAGGCAAGCCUUUUGUGGUUCCACGUUUGUAGACUUGAACACGUACAUACUGCUUGAAUUCAGCUGAAUAACAAUUGUGCGAAAUGCGAAAGGCUAAACAGGCUACCAUCUUUUUAUCUUGGUGUGUCGCUAGUCCAUUCAUCAUCUUGUGAUAAGCUUGUUGUUAGAGUAACAAAAGUGUGCGUUAUCUGCAGGCACAGUUAUUUUUGCAGACUGGAGAGCUUUCAUUUAUUAACCCCCUGUGACUACGUGAGAAUACAUUAUAGUAUAUAUGUAUACAGGUAGGUAGAUAGAGAUAUAUUAUAUAGAUAUAUAUUUCCUUAGAAUCUCUGUGCCUGAAGUCUUGUACAGAGAAAAACCAAUCAAAACUUGCCGAAUCAUUCCUGAUGCUCUUACGAAGUGUGAUCAUAGUGACGGAACACCGUGACUUUUUAUGUCUAUAUACCAUGGGUGCAGUUGUGUAAAUAAUCAUCAUGUUCUAUUGUUUUAAAAAGAGUAUGGAGUGUAAAGAAGGUGAUAACCUUAUUUCUGUUUUUAGUCAACAUUUUGUGUGCAGCCUGUGCUUCCACUCUUGAGAAAGUGUGAAAUGGUUACUCAAAUGUUUAUAUAAAAUAAAUGAUUCAUUUUCAGUGAUGUA
Ixodes scapularis (black-legged tick) is the source of this 5813-nucleotide messenger RNA. RefSeq names its product ribosomal protein S6 kinase alpha-5. The coding region runs from base 396 to 3314 and encodes 972 amino acids. Lineage: Eukaryota; Metazoa; Arthropoda; Arachnida; Ixodida; Ixodidae. Gene Ontology annotation, molecular function: ATP binding; magnesium ion binding; protein serine/threonine kinase activity. Gene Ontology annotation, biological process: regulation of DNA-templated transcription; protein phosphorylation; intracellular signal transduction. The transcript is spliced from 14 exons. The record is from RefSeq and is a predicted model, not a curated record.